This is a messenger RNA of Electrophorus electricus (electric eel), 1237 nucleotides long. It is a transcript of the gene psmb13a, whose product is annotated as proteasome 20S subunit beta 13a. The record is from RefSeq and is a predicted model, not a curated record. Gene Ontology annotation, cellular component: proteasome core complex; cytoplasm. NCBI's taxonomy places the organism in Eukaryota, Metazoa, Chordata, Actinopteri, Gymnotiformes, Gymnotidae. Gene Ontology annotation, molecular function: threonine-type endopeptidase activity.
GCCUCAUUCAUAUGAAUAACUUCCCAGAAACCUGUGCUACCAAACAGUUGAACAGCGUCACCACUGGACACGGAACUGCAAUUACAGAGAUCCCCACUAGCUUGCGACCUAAUAGAUCGGGCAAAAAAAAUAGGCUCUCGGUGGACAUGGCGUUAUCGCAUGUAUUUGAAACACCUGUAUCAGGUUUUAAUUUUGAGAACUCGACAAGAAAUAUUUUAUUGGAGAAUGUUCUGGAUGAGGGAAAAACCAAGGCCCCUAAACCUCUGAAGACAGGCACCACAAUCGCAGGAGUGGUGUAUAAGAAUGGUGUGGUUCUCGGAGCAGACACAAGGGCCACCUCCAGUGAAGUAGUGGCAGACAAAACAUGUGCCAAAAUUCACUACAUUGCUCCCAACAUAUAUUGCUGUGGAGCAGGGACGGCAGCAGACACAGAGAAAACCACAGAUUUGCUAUCAUCCAACCUCACCAUUUUCUCCAUGAAUAGUGGCAGAAACCCUAGGGUUGUCAUGGCAGCUAACAUACUACAGGAUAUACUCUUCAGGUAUCGAGGUAUGAUUGGAGCAAAUCUAAUACUUGGAGGAGUGGACUGCACUGGGAAUCACCUCUACAGAGUGGGGCCCUUUGGGAGCAUGGACAAGGUUCCAUAUCUUGCCAUGGGAUCUGGUGAUUUGGCUGCUAUGGGUAUACUGGAGGACAGGUUUAAAGUCAAUAUGGAGGUAGAGGAGGCCAAGACAUUGGUGUGUGAUGCCAUCCAUGCAGGCAUCAUGACUGACCUUGGUUCAGGCAACAACAUAGAUUUGUGUAUCAUCACCAGGAGGGGGGUGGACUACAUUAGACCCUAUCAGGAGUCUGAAUACAAGCAAAGGAGGCAGGAGAAGUAUAAAUAUAAGCCAGGUACAACCCCUGUUUUGACAGAGAACAUAGUUCCUUUGGAGCUGGAGCUGGUUCAUGAGAUGGUUCAGACAAUGGAAACAGCCUAAAAAAAGAGUGAAAAAUCCUUAUGUUUCCAGUCUGGCAGCACUGCUUUGUCAUGAUAAAGCAAAUCAAAUGUAUUGCUUGUUUUUUUUCCUUACUACCAUGUAAAAAGCAACCAUGUAUUUUUUACAAAGACAAGCAAAGCCAUUAAUAAACCAUAAGUUUUAAAAAGAACUGUAAAGAUUGUGGACUAUGAAGAUUGUAUACAACAUUGGAAAGACACAAUCAGGACAAAUACACAUCUUAAAGCUAAUAUAGCCUA